AUGGGAAAUACUUCUAGUUACUGCAGUGCGGUGUAUGCAAAUCCGCAUAUACAUCGGCGUAAAGAAAUGUGUGGUGACUUAAUAAGGAUUUCUAAUAUGAUCCACGGACCUUGGAUUGUGUUAGGAGACUUUAAUGAUGUGCUGUUGCAGAGUGAAGUUAUAGGGGACAGUUUAGACUUGCCAGAGCAAAACAAUUUGCGAAAACAUUGGAGGAUUGUGGGCUGUUUGAUAUGGGGGCUAUUGGGAGAAGAUUCACUUGGUACAGGAAGGUGCAAGAUGGCAGAUAGGGCUACCAAGGGCCAUCGUCCGUUCAGAUUCCAGGCUGCAUGGAUGACUCAUCCUCUUUUUAGGAAUGUUGUUCAUAUAGCUUGGAAUAAAGGAGCUCCGGAUGUGGUCAAAUGUUUAUUGGAGGUUCAAAAAGAUGCAACUAGCUUCAAUAAAAAGACGGUUAUCAGGCGAAAGAGGAACAAAAUUCAUGGAUUGUUUUUGGAGGAUGGGUCUUGGGCCAUAGAGACUUCGACUCUAGAAAUGGCGGCAAAUUCUUUCUUUCAAAAACUCUUUUCUACAAGGGAGGAUAUUGACCUGGACGCCAUGGGGAAUUUUCCUUGCCCGUCUCUUAGUACUGAGGCUUAUCAAAAGCUAGUAGAACCAGUGACGUCUUAA
Messenger RNA from Arachis ipaensis, 663 nucleotides. RefSeq lists its product as uncharacterized. The record is from RefSeq and is a predicted model, not a curated record. Lineage: Eukaryota; Viridiplantae; Streptophyta; Magnoliopsida; Fabales; Fabaceae.